Molecule: messenger RNA, 1560 nt
Organism: Desarmillaria tabescens
Lineage: Eukaryota; Fungi; Basidiomycota; Agaricomycetes; Agaricales; Physalacriaceae
Product: laccase lcc5
Exons: 20
Coding region: 1-1560 (519 amino acids)
Molecular function (GO): oxidoreductase activity; copper ion binding
Source: RefSeq, a predicted model, not a curated record
AUGGCUUUAUCCCUCUCGUCUCUGCUUACCAUUGCUCUUCUUUCCGCUAGCUCUCGCGGUCAACGUGAGGGAACCAUUGGUCCUACGGGAGACCUCGUCAUCUCCAAUGGAGACGUCUCUCCCGAUGGCUUUGGACGCAUCGCUGCAUUGGCGAAUUCGCGUAUUGAUGGGACGCUCAUUCGAGCCAACAAGGGAGACGUGUUCCAAAUCAACGUCGUCAACGAGCUUUCUAAUGACUCGAUUUUACAGAGCACGACUAUCCACUGGCACGGUCUCUUCCAGAAGGGUACUGGGUGGGCUGAUGGGCCCGCAUUUGUGAACCAAUGUCCUAUAGCCAAGGGAGAUUCAUUCCUAUACACUUUUGAUACCACGGACCAGGCUGGAUCGUUCUGGUACCACUCCCAUUUGUCUACUCAAUACUGUGAUGGGCUACGAGGGCCUCUUGUCAUCUACGACCCCAAUGAUCCACAUGCCGACUUAUAUGAUGUCGAUGAUGAUAGUACGAGUAUUUUGACAUUGUCAGAUUGGUAUCAUACACCCGCGAAGCAACUCGGAUUCCCCACUCCGGACUCUACACUCAUAAACGGACUGGGAAGAUGGAGCCUCGGAGACCUCACAGAGGACUUAUCCAUUGUACAGGUUACACAAGGAACACGGUACCGCAUCAGAAUGUUCAAUGUAGGCUGUGAGGCGGCAUUCACCGUCUCCAUUGAAAGCCAUUUGAUGACAAUCAUCGAAGUUGACGGUGUGAAUCACGUCCCGUAUACCGUGGAUGAAAUCCAGAUUUUUACAGGUCAACGGUACUCCUUCGUGUUAAAUGCAGACCAGGCAGUCGGCAAUUAUUGGAUCCGAGCCAAUCCCAGCGUUGGGACAGCAGGCUUCGCAGGCGGUAUAAACUCUGCGAUUCUACGAUAUGACGGCGCCGAUAGCGCGGAACCAUCUACCGGCACUUUCACGAGCGUGCUAAAGAUGAAUGAGACCGAGUUAGUGCCACUUGAGAACCCUGGAACUCCGGGAUCCCCUGAAAUCGGAGGUGUCGACUACGCGCUCAACCUGGCUUUCGCUUUUGUACCGGGCACAUUCACGGUCAACGGCGCUCAAUUUGUUCCUCCCACAACUCCCGUUCUUCUCCAGAUUCUAAGCGGUGCACAAAGUGCGAGCGAUCUCCUUCCCCAGGGUUCGGUCUUCCCAUUACCAGCGAAUUCUACGAUCGAACUUUCCAUGCCAGGCGGUAUUGUCGGUGGAGGUCAUCCGUUCCAUUUACACGGUCACACGUUCGAUGUCGUCCGCAGCACCGGUAGCACUGUGUACAACUAUGAGAACCCUGUGAGGCGAGACGUUGUCAACAUCGGUGUCAAGGGGGACAAUGUUACUAUCCGUUUCACAACCGACAACCCGGGACCUUGGUUCCUUCACUGCCACAUUGAUUGGCACUUGGAGGCUGGACUUGCCGUGGUUUUUGCAGAAGCCACAGAGAACUGGAACAAUACUAUUGAUCCAACUGAUCAAUGGGAUCAGCUCUGCUCCAUAUACGACAGUACACCUGCUGCGGACCUAUAA